This is a messenger RNA of Heterostelium album PN500, 1719 nucleotides long. RefSeq lists its product as uncharacterized. The record is from RefSeq and is a predicted model, not a curated record. Gene Ontology annotation, molecular function: zinc ion binding. Lineage: Eukaryota; Evosea; Eumycetozoa; Acytosteliales; Acytosteliaceae. Bases 1 to 1719 code for a protein of 572 amino acids. The transcript has 8 exons.
AUGAAUCAAUGUGAUGUACAUCAACAGAAACUUAAACUACUCUGUAGUAACUGUAAGAUUAAUGUUUGCAUUCGAUGUGUAACCGAUACACACCGUGGUCAUUCUUUUGAUCAUAUUCAACAGACUUUGGCACAUAAACGAUAUAGGAGAAAUAAUGAUAGAGAUGACGAUGAUCUAGUUGCUGAUCAUACAACUGGUACUCUAGAAACUGAUAACCUACAAUCAAUAACCUCUAAUAUAUUACCAUCUACAUCGCCGGUUCCACAACAACCAUACACUAAUCAAGAUACACUUAGCAAUCAACAGAUCUCCCAACAACCUAUAAAUAAUACACACAAUACAUUCACCAACAUCAUUAACAACAACAACAACAACAAUCGAAGAAACAAGGAUGAUUACAUUCAUUCCAUUUCAUUAGUUCCUGUUUUUUAUUUGAUUUUUGUUUUGGCAGGAGAGAAUGGUGUUGUAGAAGCACAAAACACCUCAACCAUUUACUAUGUAAACACCUAUUAUAAUUCAUCGGAUUGUGGAUCUGAAGUUGUUGAAAUCUAUGGUUAUGACACCACCGGCUGCAUACCAUACACCUUCGGUAGCUAUCUAUAUAUUUGCAAUGAUUCAUUUAUCGGUUGGAUCGAAUACUCAGAUUCAGCGUGUGGUAAUGAGACUCAACGUACUGUUCACGAAUACAACACUUGCUAUCCACAAGACCCGUACUACUCGCAGUACACCUGUCAAACCCAAGAGCAACUCCUCCAAGCUUACCCUGGCUAUACUGGUAUGAAUCAGUACACCAACGAAAAUUGUAACGGUGAACCAGCAGGACUCAACCUUUCACCCUAUCCACUAUGUGAUGCACCAUUUGCUGUCAAAUGUGAAGACGAUAAACUAUAUAUUUCAGAAGGUGCAACAGACUUUUGUGUAAAAUACGGUGCUUGGAAAGAGUAUACCGAACCACAAUGCGCAGACGGAACAUUUUUCCAAUGCUGCUUUGUUAUUGAAUUACCAUUAUUGAUAUCAGUGUUCUCUUUCAUUUGGUAUAUACCAGCUGGCUUAACAGAUUCCUAUCUUUUCAUAUUGAAUUGGAUUGGACCUGUACUUGUUUUGAUACAAGCAUAUCAAUCGAUCAAUCUAAUUCUUUUUACAAACAGAAAAUUGAUGGAAAAGACACUAGAUCCUUCCUAUGACACACCUAUUAAACUUUUUACAGAUGAUACAAGUAAACUUAGUUCAUUUAACUCAAAUAUAUUAUCAUCAGUUGUAACAAUAUUGGUUCUACUUAUCCCAUUUAUGAUAUUCGUAGAAGAUUCGAUGUUAUUGGAUAUAGCGAUGAUUACAUUCUUUGUAGCGCUGCAGUGCUUUAGUUAUUUCUAUAGUGGAGUCAACAGUUACUCUGUCUAUGUAAUCAACUGUGUAUCAGUGGUAGUAUCACUGAUUACACUACUCUCACUGACCAUCACCAUCGGUCAGUCAGACUCAUCAUCUACAAUCACCGAUAAUUCAUUAUUUGGUAAUCUAAAUGAAUCUGAUAACAAGGAAAGCAUUUAUCAAAUCAUUCAUAUAAUGUUGGUUAUAGCAUUGACCUAUUUCCCAAUGUCUUAUUUCGGAGUGAUCGAACCAGUUUCAUGGGUAUUCCCAGUGCUACAGAUUGUAUUUCAAUUUGCAUUGUAUACAUUAAGUUGUUUACAAAAUUCAAACCUAAUAAAACUUCAUGAUGAUUAA